Geodia barretti is the source of this 2985-nucleotide messenger RNA. Lineage: Eukaryota; Metazoa; Porifera; Demospongiae; Tetractinellida; Geodiidae. The record is from the annotation of a GenBank genome assembly.
UUAGUUAGUUAGUAGCUAGCUGCGCGCGCAUUAGAAAGCCGUUGCUGCAUGCAUAUACGUAGGAUCGAUGCAGUACGGAGGGAGCGGCGGACACCCUGGUCAUCGGCUGGUCGCUCCUGGCCUCGCGCCGCGGGCCGGCGAGAGAGAGAGUCGACCUGGGGCCUUACCCGACAUCUUGUGGCGGGCCUCGGGGGUCACGACGCGGCCUGGCAGCGGUCUACGACUGACUGUAAGACACAUGGACGUCCCCCAACACCUCUCAGAGCCCCACGGAAUGCCUCCACUUGCUCAAGACACUCGUCACCACUCUCGCUCCGAGCCGACCGGUAGAACUCUGCAUUACCCACCGCCCAGGAACCAGCGACGAAGCAGUCUGCGCGACACUCCACGUCUCCUACCUCGACAGACGGCACACUCCUUCCCCACCGAGCCCCCAGCCGCCUUCCCAGCUACCUCCUCUACAGCGCACCCCAAGGCAACUCGUACAAUGCUCCCACCUUUACCAGUCAGCCCACCGCGUUGCGAGGAACCUGCAGAGGAAGAAGAGAAGUCCUCUAAUGAGAGCCAGGGAGAAUCUUCGUCGCUGGAAGACAGCGAGGAGAUUUAUUCAGACGAGGAGGGAGAGACCAACCCUCCCAGCAGACCUGGGUUUGAGUCCGAAGCCGAGCAGAGUACCCACGUGUUUGACAUCCCGUUCUCCCCAGUCUCAUGCCCCGACGCUCCAUUCCCUGCCACCCUCCUCCAGGACCAUCUCCAACUGGACUCGGAGAGAUUCACUGCUGCCGUUCUCCCAUCGGGGCUGAGCCCCCGAGUCAAUAACAUCGUCAGGGCCUUCACGAUCCACGGCGCACUAGACCGCCAGUUGCUGAGUCGUGCUCUGGACUCGGUGGCCAGUCUGCACCCUGUCCUGACUGCCUGUUUCCAGAGGACCAGUGACAGACUCUACAUGCAGACUCUGCCACCUGGUCCAGUGUCAGUGAAUCUGGAGAGUCCAGUCGUGAGUCACGAGAAACCAGAGGUCCUCAUCACAAACGCCCGUCGGAAACCUUUCCCCCUCCCCAUGAGGAACGACCUGGUUGCCGGUGGCGACGGGGGCGAGGGAGGCAAAGUCCUGAGCAUCGUGAGUCUGGCCAGCAGCAAGAACAGCGAUGACAGCGAGGAGGGGAAACCCCCCAAACGGAGACAUUUGCCCUCUGCCGUCAAGAAAUCCGUCACGUUUGGACAAAUCACUCAACUCCAGGCGGAACGCGAUGAAAAGUCAGUUCAGAGAGCUCUGCCAGUGACCCAGGAAGAGGAGAUGACAAGAGCAGUUCUCAUGAGAGCCAGACUAGUUCAGGAGAGUGUUCGCGAGGCAACCCUAGUCCUAUCGUUCCCAAGGAUAAUCUGUGACUUCUGGUCCUCGUCUCUGUUUGUUCGACAGCUGGCAGAGGCCUACGGCCAGCUGGAGAGGGCCUCAGGUGCCUCUCGGAGGAUCGAGGCCUCCAGAAGAGAGGUUGUGUCCAGGUUUGGUCACCGACGGCCGGCACACUACAAGUCUCGAGGACUAGGGAGAGAGGUGGGUAGAGCGGCGGUGUGUUUGGGGGAGAUAGGAGGAGAGGAAAGGUAUCAGCCCUCGCUUCCUGCUCAGCUGAGUUUCCAGCAAGUGUCCCUGCGAGAGAGACAGAUGCUCAAGUUUGUAUCGAGAGAGAAACAUUGGGCAUUCUGGGAGGGACUCCUCACAGCGGUCAUCAGACGACAGCGUGGCCCAAACAGGGUUAAAGUUGUUCCGCCGGUUCGGAUACCCUCUGGACUUGGAGAGAAGGUCCCGCGUGUGCCACGCCCACAGACGUCCAGACUCCGCCCACUCACAGGGCGGGGUAGGCCUCAGACGGGGCGGAGACUAGUGGAGAUGCAGCUGGGGAAGAGACACUCUGGCUGGACCAAGAACAGAGUUUCACUUUAUCAGGUUUGAGGAGGAGGUGUGUGUGAGGCUGCGGGAGAGUCUGUUGGAAGAGACGCAGGAUCAGAGAGUGAGGAGAGACGAUCUACUGAAUCUGGCGUGUCUGGCGUGCUACGUCUUACUGCUGGGUCGCUGCUGUCGAGGGUGGGGGGAGGAGGAGAGGAAGGAGAGAGAGGGGGAGAGAACCAGCCACCUCCUCUGUCGCUGGCUGCAAGAGACCCUCUCCAGCGGUACAAGACUAGCAGAGGUCCACCUGCAGUGAGGGUACCGGCCCCCCGAACCUUCCUCCUCUCCUCAUCAGAGUUCUCGGCGAGCGAGGAUGGGAGGUCGACUGGAUCUGGGGUCAUUUCUGGUGGGACUGGAGGUCUCUCUGAGACAGACAAACCCCAGACACACACAGGGACUCUUUGGGCCUCUUACUUAUGAUGUCGGUAUCCGAGUCAACCUCAGCUCCUCGGAGACCUUCCUGGACCUGGUGCUGGCUCUGGGGAAGACCCUGCAAUCAGUCCACAAUCACCACCACUUCCCCUUCGCCACGGUCACCGAUGAGCUAGGAGUUCCUGCAGGUCUUCCGGUGAGGUUCUCAUAUCUCCAUCGCUCGGACAUCCUACAGCUCUCUGACCCCGCCCACUUUUACUUUCCGGAGACGGCAGUUGGGGUGAAAGGUCACGGACUGGCCCGGCUCGGCUCGGCGUGCUACCUCUCUCCCCUCUGUUCCAGACUGGACGACUCCAGACAUCUCGAGUUAUGUCUGUGGGAGGGACGUGAGAGUGAGAGUGUGGGCGGAGUCUUCCUCUACCAGCCACACACCCUCCGGAGGGACCUGGUAGAGGGUGUGGCCAGAGAACUGAGCCUGCUGGUGAAGACCGCUGCCAAGGACCCCAGGGCCCCUCUCUCCCUCCUCUCCUCAGUAAUCUCUCCUCCCUUCUCCUGUCACUCUCGCUCCCGCAGAACACACCACCACUAGACCACCCUAUUUUUCACUAGAAUUCAAUUCAUCAACAUAAUUCACAUAAAAAUGUUGACAGAAGAAUUUUAAACUAAUA